GAACGCAGUUGCAUGUUAGCUGUACUACUUAGAAGGCGUAUCUUAGCUUGCCGGUUUUGCAAGAACAAAACGCGGUUUUUAGUUAUUGAAGUGACGUGUUUAAUAGUUUCGUGAGGAACAUGGGAUAUUUCUAAGGGCUAUUCACAAUCCCAGAGUACCCGGAGCUGGAGGCGCGAGGCAUGUGGUCCACUGUCCUAGACACGCUCCUGACGACUUUGCGGUUCCUCGCCCCGGCCACACUACUCACCAUCUUUUGGACUCAUCAUACCUUCUUCUUUGAUAUCUUGAAGUACAUUGAUUCGGCGUUCCGAACAGUUAUAUUUUCGAAUGAGGACAAAAAGAAAGAGGUUAUACAAUGGCUGUCAGAGGUCGGACCAAUUCGUAUAGAGGAACUGGACACAGUUUGGCAUCACGGGUGGAUAGUGUGUGGGGCAUUGGAUGCUGCUCUCCCUGGCGCCUGCGCAGGUCAUCCACCUACACGUCUUUCGUUGAAGCAUGCGCAGUCAAUAGCUGACCAUUAUCUUGGUGUUGAACCGAUGUUCACUCGACAAGAACUUGAUGCGAACGACUCAUUGAGUAAACACGAAGAAUGGAAACUUGUCGCGUUCUUAGACAAAGUUCGCCUUGGCAUAGCAAAAUUAUCGCCACCGCCACCUACGAAUAAAACCAAACCAGUAACUCCAGUCUCUAAGCCUACACAGUUUAGCCUCGACUACAUCGCAAGGGGUUCAGGACUUACAGCAGCUCAAGUCAAUAACAAAAUGUUCUUCAAAAUAUAUCCAACUGCCCAGCAGUCUCUCGACCCAGGGGAAAUUACGAUUCAAAUAAGAGGUCCUAAGAAAGUUUACGGUCUGACUACAUUGCCUCCGAUUUUAGGUAAAGCCCAGAUGAUUCGCCAAACAUUACUCGGUGCCCAAGCUAAGCCUAGUAAUUACACCGAAAACGCCCUCCCCGUCACACAUGGAACAGCCUACUUACGAAACUAUGGAAAUAACGACAUGAAAAAAACCUAUUACAUACCAAAAACAAAUUACGAUAUAAAUAUUACCGUGGAAAAUAAUCGAGACUUCACGAAAAUUGGAUAUACGGUACCAACAGAAGGGAAAUAUGAAAUAACUAUAACGAGCCGAGAUGAAAAUAUAGUGAGUUCUCCAUUUAUUGUUACUGCUUCAAAGAAUAUUGUUGAUAACUUGGAGAAAGAUAGUUUUAACUUAGAGGACGGUGAAGAAAUAGAUAUUGUUGACGUUAAAACUGAUAGAAAAGUAGUCCUUCGCAUUGUAGAUUUUGUAAGCGAAAAGAUGUUAUUAAAAGAAAAUGGAGCUUUGGAAAAAAUAUCUGAUGAUGAAGCAAGGAAUUUAAUGGAGCUUAAUAACAUCGAAACUACGCCAAAUGAUUCGUUAAAUGAGGAGACAAAAAUUAAUGAUAAUGAAGACAAUAUUUUACCAACAACAAAAUCUGAAAAAUUUUACUCCGUCGCAAAUAAAGUUUUGAAAAUGAACCGAGUUUGUUAUGCGUUACAGGAAAAAAAUAAAAACAAACAGCACCUAAAACCUACUAUAUCAGAAACAAAAGCUCAUGGUGCUGUACCUGAUGUCGUAAAUUCUACGUUUGAGAAAAACAUUCCGCCAAAUUUGUAUGAAAGAGAAAAGAUAAUAAUACCUGAAAGUAUAUCCGUCUCCCUAAUGAUGGAUAAGCCUCACCUGACUGAUUCUGAUAAACUAAUAUCAAGCUCGAAAAAUAGAAAUAUGGAAAACGAGACCAACAAAUUGUACAACCAAAAUCUUCAAAGUUGCAAAAUACUUCAAGAUCUAUUUGAAGAUGACUCACAAUCUAUAGAUACAGUUCAGUCGACAAACAACCCCUUUUUGAGUGAUAUGUACGAUACAACGUUCACUGAGAAAGAAUUUGGAUCAUUUAUAACAAGUGAAUACGAAGCUAAUAAUUCACAAAAUGAAGAGUGUCAUUCAUUCUCUAAUCCUUUUAUAAAUUUUGAUCACACCGAUAAAGAAGCCGAACAACAUCUGGGCCCAUUUAGUUCAAACUUCGAAGAAGGAAGUAUUCAGACGGAUCUUGUAUCAAUAUGUACAGAUGAUAUUCUCGACCGCAUUGAAAUAAUUGAUAAUGAGUAUACAAAUCCUUUUAUAACAACUGAACAAGCUGAGAAAACACUUGAAAAUACACCUGUAACUGAUUUUAUAAUAGGAGCACCUGUAUCUUUACCAUCAAUUGUCGGUAAUUCCAUUAAAGAAACAAAUGACAAUGAGAUCAAUUUCCACGAGAGUUUUAACUUUAGAAAAGACAAUGAAAAUGUGUCGUUUUUGUCUUCACAUGAAAGUUUGGAACAAAAAGAGGAUCCUCCAGUAAUAUCUCCUUUUCAUAGUUUAGGAUCCGAUACAUACAAUUUCCUUAGUCAGGGCAAUUUACAGCGAAGUAGAAAUAUCUCACCAAAAGAUCUUUGGGAUUCUGCAUAUGUUAGUAUCGACGAUAGCGCAAGCUCCACGGAUAAUAACUACAAUCAUAAUGAUCGCUGUGUCUCAGAAACAUUUGUAAAAAGUAAUUAUCUUAAUAACGAUUUGGUUGACAUUGCUGGCGUGAAAAGCGGAGACACAUGGAGUAGUUGUGAACAACCAGAGGAAAACUUAGGUCAUGAUGAUUUGAGGGGUCUAAAAUGGGAAUUUAAACGUCAGGUUUUUACGCCAAUCAUAGAGGAAAACGAGAAAAGCAUUACUUGCGGAACAAAGGAUAACAUAUUUGAAACUGAUACAGUAUCACGAGCAUUUGCUGAACUGAAUGAAAUUUAUGAUGAUAUUUUCCCUAAGCCAGAUGAGUCUUCAGUGAAUGAAGGCAGUGUAGUACAAAACCUUGAAGAUGACUAUAUUAUAGAAAAUAAUGAUAUCCGCGUCGAUUCAGCGUCUGAAAAUUUAUCAGAUGUGAAAAGACUUGCGGCGGAAAUAGAAGGAUCGAUUUCUGAGGUUCAGGCAAAUGAUACUGAAUCAGGUUCAGCAAGUCGUAGCCUUGAUGGUGAGACGAAAGAAAGCUUUAAAAAGGAUAAAACAGAGUUUGGUGACGCAGUUUACUCUAAUAUUGUUUUAGAGAAGAAAAUGUAUUGGGACGAAAAGAUUCGACUUAUAGAAGCGAAAAACAUGGAGGAAUUUAAACUUCAACAGAAAAGAAAACGUUUGUCGGCUAAGCAUUUCCGUCAUAAUGAUUCUUUAAGCAAACGAAAAGGCAAACAAAUUAUUAGAAACUUUUUAAAUUCACCUAGCUCUUCCCCACAGUCAAGAGCUCCAAGAGAAGAUGAAAAUCAACUAGACGAAAAAUCAUCGGAUUUAAAUAUGUCUACAAACAAUUCGGCAUGCUCAUCAAAUACGAUUAAAUUGGUAAAAAAAUGGAAGUCAUUUUGGGACGAAAAACUUGAAGAUGAAUAUGAAGAAAAGCCUCAAGAUAUUAGCCGAAAAUCUUUGAAAAGUGCAAAUAAUUCAGUUGAAAUAGUCCAAGAGAUAAAAAGCCCAACUACAUUCGCUACGAUUGAAACAGAGAUGAAGAAAGAUAGUGAAACUGAACCUGAAAACCCACUAACUCCCACGAAACAUGAACUACCAGAAGAAGUAUUUAAAGCAUUUGAAACAUGCCCAAAAAGAUUUUUUGGUACUUCAAGAAAACACAUAUUAAAUAAAAUCGACAGCUUUUUAGGAAAACCCUCUAUCGAACAUACUCCUAAGCCUGAAUGUAGCAACUUUAAUCACGAAACUGGCUUAGUUUCUAGUCGAAUUUCAAUGUUUCAUAAUAUUUCUCAUACGGAAGACAUACCUCGGAAAAGGAAAGGACCCACACCGAAAUUAUGUAAUAUAAUAAAAUCCGUAAAAUUAAACGAUACAAAAGAUAAUAGUGAAAGUAUUCUAGAAACAAGUAACCAACGGCCAUGCUAUAGUGAUGAACCUAGCAGCGUAUUCAAUGAUGGGGAAAAUGAAACAUCAUUCACGAUAGAACUUUCUUUGAAAGAUAUAGACAACAAAAUCGUAACUGCGGAAGUUGAAACUAGUAAAGAAAUGGAAAAUAAAUGUCAGUCAGAUAUAACGAAAACUGUCACAGCAGGCAAAGAAGGUAACGACAUUAACAAGGAAAGACUUUCAUCAAUACCUGAUGAUAUUCAAAACAAAGAUAUUGUUGAAACAAAUGAGCGCAGUCAUAUGAAAUGCCGAAAGUUAAAAACAUUCAGUAAGUCUGAAAUGGAUUUAUUCAGCAAAACUUGUAGCAGUGAUGGAAGCGAUGAUUUUGACAGACAUAAAUCCGUUGAAGACUUACCGAAAAUUAAUGUCAAAAACUUUAUAUCUUUAUAUGAAGACGUGACAAAAUCAACACAAUCGACUUUAACAAAAAAUGAUGCAAAACCAUUUACAAGUCGUACACCUUUGUACAACUCGAGUUCGAGUCCAGGAACUCCAUGUAAAUCUUACCAAAAUCCUUCAGCUUCAAAGCAUAUCAUUAAAAGCUACUCAGAAUUAAAACCAGAAGAUUCUUUAGAGACCGACAAGAUUGUGGAAACACGAUGCAGUUCUGUCCUAAGUGAAACAGAGUCAGCGCCAGAAACCGAUAAAAAAUACCUGAGCUUAUCAGACAUCGAGUUGGAGAUUGUUGAUAAAAAUCCAGAUAUAGAACCACGUAAAGACAAAAAGCCUGAUGAAAUCUCUCAAGUUGACUAUAAAAGUCGUUUUAAAAUGGCCAAACAGUAUUUUCAGUCAUUAGAGGAAUUAAGGGAUGUAAAAAAAGAUAGAAAAUUAAGUGAAUGUAAGAUAGUAUUAAACAAUCAUUCAAUUGAAUCUCUAGAUGAAAAACCGAAAAGAAAAAGUCGAAAAACUAAAUCUAACUCCUUGCCUUCAUCUGAAAUUGCUAAAAUAUGGAAUGAAAUGCAAGCAAAAGGAGAUGAUAAAGAAGAUAAGAAAUUGAUUAAAAUAUCAGAAAAAUUUAAUGUAGAAGAUUUAUUCGAAGAUGUCAUGGAAGGAAGACUGAGCCGGCAGGGCAGUUUACGUGGUAUCCCUCAUAAAAAGGCUGUUUUAGAGGCUUUUAAAUCUAUGGAGAAUUUAUCAGACAGUAAACUUAACUCGUACGACAUGGCUGUAUCACCAUGGAAUUUCUCUCAGCAAAACCAGGCUAAGAAUGCGCAGACGUACCUAAGCGAAUAUCCUUAUUUACCCACAACCGAUCCAUCUAAUUUUCAGCCCAGAUUUGACGCAAGUGCAUCUGGCCUAAUAUCUUAUAAUGAACUUAAGUCUCGACCCAGACGAAAUAGUGUGCCAGACAUAAGACUCAAUCCUUCAUUCACUGAGGAUCUAUAAUUAAUAUUGUGUCAUAAAUGUAUCCCAAAACUGUAGAUGCCAGUUGCGUAGAGCCUUGAUUUUAAAUAUUUCUCAAAAUAACUAUCGAAUAUUAGUGAUGCUGAACAUUUUACAUAACAGUAUUUAUUUGUACCUUAUUCUAAUUUAACGUCGCCAGUUCCUAUAUCUUAAUUAGAUUGAUUCAUUUCAUAACGAGUCGUUGUCUUGAACGAAUUUGUAUUGAGUAAUAGACAAUAGGGUUGAUUCGGACUUGUGUUAAUUUUUUUUUUAUGUAGGAAAUUGGCGUGAACUUAGCUAAGUUUUAUUUUUGUGUUGCAAUAUUAUUUUCAAUUUUGUUAUUUUUAUACAUUUAAGACAUUUGUACAAUUUGUACAGCCUUUGAAUCUUAUUAUUAUUGGUAAGAACGCAUGUAGUUAUUUAUUCAUAAAUUUGUAAUUAAAUAAAAGAUUUUAUUGAUUAAA
Messenger RNA from Pieris napi, 5797 nucleotides. RefSeq lists its product as uncharacterized. The record is from RefSeq and is a predicted model, not a curated record. The transcript is spliced from 5 exons. Bases 180 to 5336 code for a protein of 1718 amino acids. NCBI's taxonomy places the organism in Eukaryota, Metazoa, Arthropoda, Insecta, Lepidoptera, Pieridae.